Hemicordylus capensis (graceful crag lizard) is the source of this 8348-nucleotide messenger RNA. It is a transcript of the gene GPC6, whose product is annotated as glypican 6. The coding region runs from base 862 to 2562 and encodes 566 amino acids. The transcript has 10 exons. Gene Ontology annotation, biological process: regulation of protein localization to membrane; regulation of signal transduction; cell migration. The record is from RefSeq and is a predicted model, not a curated record. NCBI's taxonomy places the organism in Eukaryota, Metazoa, Chordata, Lepidosauria, Squamata, Cordylidae. Gene Ontology annotation, cellular component: plasma membrane; cell surface; extracellular region.
AUUCCCGGUGUGCUCCGCGUUCCUUUGCAACUUGUGGGGUUCACCUCUCGCCCCGCUCCCUUCAGCUUGGGAGGGCAAAAGAAAAGAAAACAAAAUCCAUCCCGGGUUUUCCUUCCCGCUCCCCUUCUGUACCUCGGCUAUGCAAUGUGGAGCACGUUUCUCUCUUGCUCUCUCGCUCGCGCUGUGUGUGCGUCUCUCUCCAGGAUUUCUUCCUUGUCUAUAUUUCAGGAGGCUGCUCUUGUGGCAAGGCUGUGCGGAGCAGAGGUUUCCCCCGGAUCCCCUUCUCGAGACAAGUCCUCCGUUCCUUGAUGUCUGUCUCUCACAAACACAAGCACAGCCUAGCACCCGCCGAGCCAUCCCUCCCCGCACAGGCAGCCGGGCAGUGCUUUCCCCGCCACCUUCAGCCUAAGCGCGGCUCAGUGGCUCCGGGAUUUCAGCGGCUCCUCACUCUCGAGGACUCCGAUGGCAGCGCCAAACCGGCGCUGAGCCUCUGUGGACUCUAACAGUACCGGCCAAGGAGAAGGGAGGGAGGAGGAGAAAGGGGGCGGGGGGGGCUCACCGCCACUGCCUUCCUGCCACCGUCUUCCUCCCCAGCCGGCUUCUCAAAGUUUGCCUGGGCGCUUCGAGGGGGGUCUCCUUUGCUCCUUCCCCUCGGGGGUGGGGUCUUCUGAUUUGCACUUCGCGCUGGAGGGCUCAGCUCGGCGCUUUUUGGAGGAAGAGGAGGAAGAGGAGGAGGAAGCGGAACGAUUCCCUAGGAUUUAUUCUUCAACUGGAUACACACACACACAAUAUUUAAACAAAUUGGGAGGUGUCUCUUGGGGGGAGGGGUGUGUGUAAUCCCCCCUCUUUUUGGGGGGCACCAUGGUUCCUUGGAUCGGGGCGCUGCUUUGGGCUCUCCUCGGGCUGUUGCUGUCACUUUGCGCUGGAGCAGCUGACGUGAAAGCUCGGAGCUGCGGCGAGGUGAGGCAGGCGUACAGCACCAAAGGAUUCAGCCUGGCCAACAUCCCCUAUCAGGAAAUAGCAGGGGAACACUUGAGAAUCUGCCCUCAGGAAUAUACAUGCUGCACAUCAGAAAUGGAAGACAAGCUAAGCCAGCAAAGCAAAUUGGAAUUUGAGAACUUGGUGGAUGAGACGAGUAACUUUGUACGCACCACCUUUGUGUCCAGGCACAAGAAAUUUGAUGAAUUUUUCCGAGAACUCCUGGAGAAUGCAGAAAGAUCCUUAAAUGAUAUGUUUGUACGGACAUAUGGCAUGCUGUACAUGCAGAAUUCGGACGUGUUCCAGGAUCUCUUCAUAGAACUGAAGCGAUAUUAUACGGGAGGCAAUGUCAACUUGGAAGAAAUGCUGAAUGACUUUUGGGCUCGGCUACUAGAGCGAAUAUUUCAGCUGACAAACCUCCAGUAUCACUUCUCGGAGGACUAUCUGGAGUGUGUAAGCAAAUACACAGACCAGCUCAAGCCUUUCGGAGACGUACCCAGGAAACUGAAGGUUCAAGUGACAAGAGCUUUCAUCGCUGCCAGAACCUUUGUUCAGGGACUGACCGUAGGCAGAGAAGUUGCUAACAGGGUAUCUAAGGUCAGCCCUACCCCAGGCUGUAUCCGUGCAUUAAUGAAGAUGCUAUACUGCCCUUACUGCCGAGGACUUCCGAAUGUGAAGCCUUGUGACAACUAUUGCCUCAACGUCAUGAAGGGCUGCCUUGCAAACCAAGCUGAUUUGGAUACCGAAUGGAAUCUCUUCAUAGAUGCUAUGCUUCUGGUAGCAGACAGAUUAGAGGGACCAUUCAACAUUGAAUCAGUUUUGGAUCCUAUUGAUGUCAAGAUUUCUGAAGCCAUCAUGAACAUGCAAGAAAAUAGUAUACAAAUAUCAGCAAAGGUCUUUCAAGGGUGUGGACAGCCUAAACCAGCUCCAGGUUUAAGAACCUCCCGCUCCAUUCCUGAUAACUUUAAUGCGCGAUUUCGGCCCUAUAACCCUGAGGAAAGACCAACAACAGCUGCUGGUACAAGCUUGGAUAGGCUGAGGAAUAUCUGGAGGACAAUGCAACAUGGUGUUACCGACAUUAAAGAUAAACUGAAGCUUUCCAAAAAGUUCUGGUCAACGUUACCAUAUACAAUUUGCAAAGAAGAUGAGGUGACAGCUGGCCUGUCAAAUGAAGAGGACUGCUGGAAUGGGCAUACCAAAGCUAAAUAUCUGCCAGAGAUUAUGAAUGAUGGACUUACCAACCAGAUCAACAAUCCUGAAGUGGAUGUGGACAUCACCAGGCCUGACACCUACAUACGUCAACAAAUCAUGGCCCUGAGAGUCAUGACUAACAAACUCAAGAAUGCAUACAAUGGAAAUGAUGUGAACUUUCAGGACACGAGCGAUGAGACCAGUGGCUCAGGAAGCGGAAGCGGUUGCACCGAUGACAUUUGUCCAACAGAGUUUGAGUUCAUCACCACCGACGCGCCACUCGUUGAUUCUGACAGGAGGGAAGUGGACUCUUCAGCAAGCCGUUCCAGCCAAUCAGUGCUCACAUGGUUCCUUGUUUGUCUUGCCCUUCUACUGCAAAGACAGUGCAGAUAAUCCUGGCUUUGGUCAGAGAUGACUAUCUUUUAGCUAUUGAAACAUAAAAACAGCCAACUUUCUCCUUUUCUUAUGCUCUUGGACUAUGGACCAUGCCACAAACACGUACCGUUUUCUACAAAAAAACAAAAACAAAAAACAUGAGAGCGGCACAGCCACCGGCUCCCCUUUGUGCUUUCCCAAAGAGUACCAGGUGCCAGACUGAACUGUUUCCUGUUUCAUUCAGAGAGCUGUGCAGACAAUGGUCCGCUCCUAUGAGAGUUCAGAUUUUUCUCAGAUUUUUAUGACAGGAGACAUUUCCGAGCUUCAUUUGCUUUUAUGCUGCAGGAAGAAAGGAGGGGGGGAAGGGUGGGGGUUCCAAGGUGUAGUUUUUCCUUUACAAAGCAAAAGAGAAAAGAAACAAAGAAUAGAAAUGUCCAAAAUCAGGCUAAGCCCAAGGUCUAACACACACACAAAAUAUAACUUAAAUAGAUAUAGAUAUAGAUAUAUAAAAUCCAAGGAGGAGGCGAGACCUUCUUUCUGGGGUGCUUCCAUAUUGCACUUCAGGUCACCAAAAUGAUCUUUACCGUUGAGGGAAUAUCUCUGAGUUUUGUUUUCUUUUUGUACCACAGAAACAAGUGUAUGUUUUGCACUCCAUUGGCCAAUAGGUUUUAAAAAAAGGAAAACUUUGAGUAAUAGAGUUCCUCUCAGAAUACUCAUGUUGUUUAGUCUGGUUCUUCUUUGAAUUCUAACACUCUUUGUCCUAGUCGGUUAUUUAGCCACCAUAGGUAAUUUACACACAGGAGUCCACCAGAUUGCCCAUCAUCACCAGUUUGUAGGGAAGUCUAAUAAUUGGACAGGAACAAUUAAUCUCUUGUGAUAUAAUCUCUGCAGGUUUGGCAUCCAGUAGUGUUUUUUUUUUCUGCAGCUACCUUCAUUACCUAACCAAAAUGGCAGUUCCUGAAGGAACUGAUAACAGUAAUUGGAUAAAUAUGUUAGUUUUGCAUAGAAACGGCAUCCUUCGUAUCUAUUAGUUUCUGUAUCAGAAGGGUACUCUGUUGCUAAAAUGUUGACACAAAUAUAUAUAUAUAGUACUGACAUGGAAAAUUUCUUUCACUUUUUUAGUCUUAGUAUGAUCAUCUAUUUUUAUAUAUAUAAAUAUAAAUAUAUAUAUAUAUAAAUCACAGAUUUUAACUUCUUAAUUACAAGCUCAGGGUUGACACAUCUUUGUAAGGAAAAAAAUGUUUUGUCAACCAGCUUUUAUUUUUGUUCUGCUGCUUGGGAAAAGGAAUCCUUUGAUGGCUGGCAAGCGCAAGCAUCCAAGAAGAGAACUUUUUGCAUUUUCAGUUGCCUGUUUCUUUACUGAGUCGCAGUGGGGGGUAGCGCUGCUGCUAGCCUCUUCUAUGUGGGCGCAUUUGUGUGGGUGUGUGAGAUACUUCCAUGGAACUCCAUGGAACGGUGUGACUUGGUGAUGACAAUUGUACUCUUACAUGUUUUAUUUUCAAAAAAUCCAUUUGAACUGCCUAUAUGUUUAUUAUAAUCAUAAUACACCUGGUUUGCAUUGGGAUAGCAUGAACUGAUGCGCAAGAAUGUCUCAAAGCCCAGGGCUGUGAUCCUGCUCCCAUACAGUGUCACUGUAUGCCUCCCCUCUCUUGCCAUGCUCCUCUCAUGCCUGAUGUACCACUGCCGCCAUUCACAGCAAGUCAAAGCUCUCCUGAGUCAUACCUGGAAGCAUCCAGUCAUUGGCUGUUUACCAGGCCCCAGUGUUGCCCAUGCAUGGCUGAGCUGAAGUGGGCCAUUGCAUACCACAGGAUGGGGUGCUGGAGGGCCUUGGCUUGUUGGGAAUGGCUGCAAACAACAGUGUACCCUCCAUGGGGGAAGCAUGACAAGGGAGAUGGGGUCGAUACAGAUGUCUUAGCCUCUAUGUGCCCCUUAGUCUAUGGCACAGCGGAACCAGGAUUUCAGCCCAGGUGACUAAACCUAAGCAAGCAAGCUGAAACUUGGCCCUCCCUACCUAAACUAGCGGGAUUGAAAAGGGCUUCUGUGGAGCUGCUGGUUAUCAAUGGAUUGCCCACUUUUGAUGAUCCUUCCAGUGGUGAUAAAGGAAAAGGUUAGUGAAACACUUUCAAGAAAGCAACUCACAUUGCAGUUAAGGCAUUGACUGUGUAAAUUGUACAUGUUUCAAAAAAUCGUUUCCUCGUCUAAUUAUAAUUAGCUAUCGAUUUAGUAAUGAAAGUAGUUAAGCUCACAGCACAAAUGUAUAAAGUAUGCUUAAGCACUUUUACUCCCGCCCCCUUAAACAAAUGGACCGUAAAGGUAGUGAAUAAUGAUGUGCUAUAUCAAAUAAGAAAUCAAAAUUUUAGAUCUUUUGGUUUUCAAAAAAAGAUUGUAUUCUAUUUUUAUUAUUUAAAAUUUUAUACAAUCCAACCUUGGCAAUCCUGUUCAGAGUUACACAGUUGCUUUCUUUUAUAAAAGCUCUCCCAUUUCUUAAACACAUUUUGACUCUGGCCAUUUCACAGCCACAUCUUAUGCCAGAAUCUGAGACAGAGUCCCAGAAGUAACCCUGUGCUGCAUUGUAGCUAGUAAUCAUGGCUAGCAUCAGUCCCAUUCAUUUCAAUGGGACUUAAGUAUGACUGUCUCUGGAUUGACGCCUCAUCCCAGUAAUUCAGAUUGUCUAGUUGAGAAUGCCAUUAUAAUGGAUUGCCUUAUAUUGAAUCAGACCAGACCCACUGAGCUCAGUACAGUCUACAGUGCCUGGUUGCACCUCCCCCAAGGACUGGGGCAAUGGCCACUUGCAGCCAUGCUGGUCGAUGUCAGGAGUUGUACCUGGAAUCUUACAUGUGCAUAUGCUCUACAUUACAGCAUUUGCACCUAGCUCUGAAGUCUUAAGAAAAAAGAUGCAGUAAACAUUGCAGCACAUUUCCCAAAGUCCUUUCAUCCAUCUGUUAAAAAUGAACCACAUUCAUCAUCUUGAAAAUGUGGCUGAUUCAUACCAGGAUGAAUGUAUACAUUUUUACAGGAGAGUGCUGCCGAGAGGUUAUAUUUCUUUGCAGUUCGAUGGUUUCUUGUUCUUAUACAUGAGCCAUAUGUGACCCCCGGAGGUGCAGCAUUUGUUUUUAAUGGCUAAAUAUCCUGUGAUCUCAAUCUCACCAUGUAGGAGAAUAAAUUUAUAACAACAAGUAACCACUAAAGAAUUUUGAGAUAGAGCAAUUGGUCCACGGAGUUGCCACAAAAAACAAAUUGCCCACCUAUCCCCAGCUGUAAUGAAUAGAUAGAAGGUCUUACCAUAUGAAUGGCUGCCAUCAUGUGGAAAGAUACACACGCAUGCACACAUGCAUGUGUGCACAGACACACACACACACACACACACACACACACACACCCUAUAUACUUUUUGAAGAGAGGAGUGAAGCCACUCCACAAGUGUGGCUGUCUGUCAUAGCUCAUGUCCUCUACUUUGGAGGAAGAGUCUUAGGAUAUCAAGGAUCCUGGGAUGUCUCAGGAAACAAUCAUCAGGGAACUCUCUCCUAACAAGACUUCCACAAAUAAGGAGAGAGAGGAACACCAAGAGACCAUGCUUUCUUUAGCUCCCACCUUGGGAACCCCUGCUAUCUUUAGAUACUUCGCUCCUCAGAAACAAUCUCUGUUCCUGGUAUCCUACCUUCAUCCCUAAGGCAGCAUCAGAUAUGUCAUGAAAUGUACUGGUUACUCCAGAGAGCACUCGCUUUGGUGCCAGAUCACCAGGAAGGUAGGACCAAGACCACACACCUCCCUCGGCAGGAAUUAACCUCUCAUUGGGCUUCCGACCGGUGCUGGAGCAACACUAGGCUACCUUCUUGUUGCCUUUAGCCUUCUCCAGCUCCACUAUGCUAUCCAAAGUCCUAACACCCUUGCUGGACAUCUUACAUACCUGAUCUGUAUCUUAUAUUCACCAUUCCAUGGAGAAUGGUUGCUCCAUGAAUCCACCUAUUUUCAGGAUUUCAAAGUACUCUCUCCAGCUCUACCAUCACUCCACAGACCUCAGCUUUGAACAGGAGACAGGCCAUCUUUCUAUAUGUUACACUGGAAUGUGCAGAAUUUGCCAUGGGUCUGUCAUUUCCAAUAACAUCUCUGCAGGCAGAUUAAUAUAUGACCUUGCUCCUAAUGUCAUCAUGAGUUCACCCUACAAUUGACACCAUUCACAGUCCAUUUCUUUUGAACAUUGGUCAUUGAUUUAUGUAGACAACAUAGGAAAAUACAGUAAUACAUUUCUCUUGUGACUCAACUUGUUCUUCUUAGACCCAUACUAGCAUCACUUUAGUGCACUUAUCCUGUUCUAGCAUGCCAGGAUUGUUACUGAACCUUUCCAAUGUAGCGAGACAUUCAUAAAACACAGGGCAAUCACUUCCACCUAAUUAUGCUAUAUGUAAAUAUAAUAGUAUUACCCCAUAUAUCCCAGUUCAGAGAAUCUGCUACAUCUAACAUCUGCUUGGUAGAGUUGAGAUAGAUGGCAGAACAGAUGGUAGCAGACUCUAAGAACCACAGUCAACUUUAGUAUUUGAGUUGCCUACCUCUAAAAUGAAUUCUUAUCCCACAGGCAUUUGUAGUAAAGCGUUAUAGGACUGACCACCACUAGUUUGCCCUGUACAAUGGACUCUAACCACAUUUUGGGCAACUAGAAAUUUUUGCUUUAUAGAUACUGCCUGGUGUGUUCCCUGCUUAAUAAACCUUUUCUAUGCUUCUCAAGCAUUUAAAAAAACAACAGUAAACCAUUUCCACAUUUCACAAUUUCUCAUAGAACUCUACGAACUAUCUGUAAUGGUUGUUGUUUUUUUAAAGCUCUCUAUAACUAUUCAUCAUAGUGAUGUGGGCUUGGUUCUGUGUAGAGCAAUCUGACGUUGCUUGAAUAAUGCCUGUAGAAAGGAUCCACAUGGACUGGAUCCAGUGUUCCCUCUAAGGUGUGUGCAUGUACACACACACACAAGUUUUUUAAUAUCCAGUUAAUUUUAGAUCCCACUCAGGUUGAAUGAGGAAGGCCCCACUCUGAAUGCACGUGUGCACAUCUGCCUUGAUACUGCUGCCUGGAACAAAACUCAUUCCUCAAAUAAAUGAAAAAAAAUUAGAGGGAACAUUGACUGGGUGACUCUUUUUUUAAUAUCAGCAUUGUCACUCCUGGGGGGUUGGAGGGGGCAAUACUGGUAUGAGAAGGCACCACCUUUUUUGGCCUAAGUCAAGUAGCUUUUUUCUAUAGCCAUCCUGCUAGAGCAGGAUGGGACCCAGCUGCAUUGAAACAGCGCCACUGUUUUCAGUGGAUGCCAUUCGGCUAACAUAUUACUUAACCAUAGCGGUAAUAAAUGAAACUUAUUAAGAGAGCAAAUGAUGUUUGCAACUAAAGAAUGCAUCACCAUAUUGAGUUUCUCCAGAGAGAGAAAUGUUAUGUCCCCUACAGAAUGGCACCCACCAAUAGCAUGUUUGAUGAAGAAGCCAGGUGCUAUGCAGUGGUCAUGGGUCCAUCUUCCUGUCCUGAAGGAGGUAUUGACUGGUGAUGGUAGGUAACAUGCAUCCAUUUACCAUGUUUUAGUCAAAGUUCAUAGAUUAGCAUGUGAGCUAAAUCAGGGAUGAAUUUGUCCAGUCAGACUUAUCUGUUUAUUUUUCCACAGUAGGUAUGGUUAUUGCUUUGUGUGAGAUGUGCACAUAAUACUCAAAUAUUCCCUAAAGCUUGAAAUGUCUCUUUUUCACACCUCACAUUGUCUUGGAAUGUGAAGGAGCUAUUAAAUCUACAGAGCGUGUUGAAUUUUGGAGUUAGGAAAUAAAAAUUUCAAAACCUG